AUGCGUCGACAGUCUUCUCUUGCUGCGGCGAGAAAGAUAUCGGGUCAGGCUGAGGCCGACAGCUCCGAACCGGAGGUGAAGCCAACACCCAUGCCAGUGCGAUCAUCAAAGGCCAAGACACGCUCUCGACCCCUAGAAGACGCGUCGCCCAGCACGACCAACAGCAAACCAGAGCAAUCCGACGAUGGAGAAUCCGAGGAACCCAAGCCGAAGAGGCGAAAGACCGCCGUCCGGAAGAAGAGCAGCCACGCGCCAUACACCAGCCUUUUCGCCCAAGGAUCACCUUCACCCUCACCCUCACCAACGGCUGUACCCCCGCUGCGAAGCCACGCGCUCCGCUACCAUCGCCCUCUCCUCCUCGACAGCGUCUCACACCGCCGAGACCUUCUGACAUGGUUCGAUUCCGUGAGCACCACCCGUCAAAUGCCCUGGCGCAAGCCUUUUCUCCCCGCCCCCGUCGCCCGUGCCGACCUCGAACGUCGCGCCUAUGAGGUCUGGAUCAGCGAGAUCAUGCUGCAGCAGACCCGCGUCGCCGUCGUCAUAGACUACUGGAACCGCUGGACCGCCAAAUGGCCCACCAUCCAGGACCUCGCUGCCGCCGAGCCCGACCACGUCCUCUCGGCCUGGCGCGGCCUGGGCUACUACAGCCGCGCCACCCGCAUCCACGAGGCCGCCCGCCUUGUCGUCGCAGACGACAAGAUGCAGGGCCUGCUGCCCCAAGACGUGGCCGAGCUCGAGAGCAAGGUCCCCGGCGUCGGACGCUACACCGCCGGCGCCAUCUCGGCCAUCGUCUUCGGCCACGCCGCGCCCAUGGUCGAUGGCAACGUGCUGCGCGUGCUGAGUCGACAGCUCGGCGUCUUUGGAAACGUCAAGACGGACAAGACCACCAUCGACAUGCUGUGGGCUGCCGCCGAUGCCCUCGUCAAGGCGGUCGCCAGCGAUGGCGACACCGGCGGCCGCAGCCGUGACGAUCAGCCCCCUGUGAGCGAUCGGCCGGGGCGGUGGGGACAGGCGCUGAUGGAGCUGGGCAGCACCAUUUGCACCCCCAAGCCGGACUGCGCGCAGUGUCCCAUCACGGCGAGCUGUCGCGCGUAUGCAGAAGGCCUGGCGCUCGCAGACCAGUCCAAGGCCGCUCGUGUGCCGGACAUCGAAGACUCGUGUACAUUGUGUGCGUCGUUUGCCGAUUCAGAGGCCGAGCCUGCCGUGGCAGAGAAGCCGGUCAAGAAAGGGGCAAAGCAAGGGACUCUGUCUGCCUUCUUCAACUCGUCGUCCACAAAAGCCAAGAGCGCUCCGAACGUUGACUCGAAACCGACGCAACGCCAGAUGGAGGCCAUUGUUGAGCAUGCCCGCAAGUUUCCUCUCAAAGUGGUCAAGAAGGCCGUGCGCGAGGAAGACACCCUCGUCUGCGCCAUACGCCGAGCUGAUGGUUGCUUCUUGCUGCAUAAGCGGCCUGAAAAGGGGCUUCUGGCCGGGUUGUGGGAGCUGCCUUCGAAAAUCCUUCCCGACGGGGCCCAGACUUCGAGCGCGCGUGUCAAGAUGGCAAAAGCGCACGUCGCCAGCCUCCUGGGCAAGCAGGCGAGCCUCAAGCAUGCAGGCGAACUGGGUACUGUGCCCUGGCUGUUCUCGCAUCUGAAGCUGACGAUGCAUGUCCAUCUUUUCGAGUUGGCUGGUCCUGAGUCGGCUUCCGGUGGUGAGCGUUGGGCGACAAGUGACGAGGUCGAAGCCGAGUCGAUGGGGACAGGCAUGCGCAAAUGCUGGGCUCUCGUUCAAGACCACGACGUUUGA
This is a messenger RNA of Verticillium nonalfalfae, 1785 nucleotides long. RefSeq lists its product as uncharacterized. Gene Ontology annotation, biological process: base-excision repair; mismatch repair. Gene Ontology annotation, molecular function: oxidized purine DNA binding; 8-oxo-7,8-dihydroguanine DNA N-glycosylase activity; purine-specific mismatch base pair DNA N-glycosylase activity. Gene Ontology annotation, cellular component: nucleus. NCBI's taxonomy places the organism in Eukaryota, Fungi, Ascomycota, Sordariomycetes, Glomerellales, Plectosphaerellaceae. The transcript has a single exon. The record is from RefSeq and is a predicted model, not a curated record. Bases 1 to 1785 code for a protein of 594 amino acids.